Molecule: messenger RNA, 2080 nt
Organism: Cyprinus carpio (common carp)
Lineage: Eukaryota; Metazoa; Chordata; Actinopteri; Cypriniformes; Cyprinidae
Exons: 3
Coding region: 1025-2080 (351 amino acids)
Source: RefSeq, a predicted model, not a curated record
UGUAUGACUCCCUCCAUUUUGUAGUUAAAAAACACUUUCGAAAGUGAGAAAUAUGUUUACUACUCACAGAGUACAUUUUUAACACUGAAAGUUAUUUCUCUUUGGAGAAAGUUGAGUUCUUUCUUUUUUUUCAGCACAACAAGACGUGGUUCUCUGCAGUUUUCAGCUAAGCAUGAAAUCCACUCACAACAUUUGCAGCAUCACAAAAAAAUUGGUGGAAGUGAUCAUGUUCAUCUGUCAGCUGUCAUUUUGACUGUCAUAACAACCGAAGCUCCAGUCCAGAGUCAGUGAAGAAGAUUCAACUCAGUGAAGUAAGUACACUGAUACUUUUUUGGGGGAUAUCCAUGCUUAUUUUUUAUGUCACAUCUUUAUUAAUCUUGAUUUUUUUCACAACUUGUGUGCAAUUCAGAGUGAACUGAACUAAUAGUGUCUCAUGAACACACAAUCAUGCACAGAGACCAACAAUCAAGUCAGGAUGUUUGUUAAAUAUGCAACAUUUCAAUAUGUUUCUCACCAAACCUUAUUGUAUACCCACAGAACACUUGAAAUAUAUAGCACAUGACACAUAAGACCACUCUAUUAUACUUUUGCUUCUUGUAGAAAAGACCGGCUAUGUACAGAGCCAUUAGUGCCCCUUGUGACUUUAAGAGCUAUUGCGCUGAUGACUUUUGGCUUUUCCCUUUAACGAUCCCUUUAACAGUAUUAACAGGACGCAGUUCAGACAUUCUUCGCUGUUGUUCAUGCCGUUGUUGUUUCUACUGAGUGCGUUCAUAUUCAAAACCACUCAUAUUAAGCUACACUCCAAACUACUCUGUACAACUCUGGCAUACUCUCUUCUGCCUGUACUACAGUCGUUCACUCAACCAAAUUCAAGAACUGUAAAUCCUCUACAUGUCUGAAACCAUUAAAGUGUACUUCGUCUCUGACCCGGACGACUUAUGUCUGCUCAAUUUCCACCAGCACCCACAAUAGUCUACAUCACAAAUGGUCCUUCGAGCUGGAUUGAGGAGCUGUCAUAAGAAAGAUGCAUCACAGUGAUCCAGAUCAUAGACCUGACUUUCCUGAGCCUGCAGUCAGACCCAGACGAGUUGUGCGGCUCCCUAGUUACCUGUCAGAUUUUGAGCUCACUGAUCAUCAACAAAGGUUACAGUCAAGACAGAGAGUAGAUACUUAUUCUGAAAUGAGUGAUGAUUCAGAAUUGCAAGGAGCGACUGCACCCAAGCUCACCAGCACCUCCACUGAGUAUGGAACGGGUAUGCAGUCAUGGCAGCCACUGACAGAGUGGAGUCCCAGUAGAGAGUAUGAUCAGCAGCGAGCACUUACUUCACCCCUCCCUGAGCUGUCAUCAGAAGUUCUAGCAGAGUUCCAGCAGUUGCGGAAAGAGACAGAGGAACUGCGACGUCAUUCCUAUGAGCAGAUAAGGAGACUGAAAGAGAAGAAUGAGGCCCUGGAAACUCAGUUGAGCCUACUUGCAGUGAGUGAUCGGCCCAGUCAUUAUCCACAGAGUACAUCUUCCCCUGUUCCUCAACCCCACGCCAAUAUUCCGCCUGUCACUACAGAUGCCAGGCCCAUCCCUCUGCCUAGAUCCAAGCUACCUCCGAGACCGAUUGAGAGUGCAGCAGAUUCACUCAGACAAGAUCGCCUGCAUGACUUAGAACAGUGGCUUCGGCAGCUGGAGAUGAUAUCACCACCAACUCAUGCACGACCCUCACAGCACCAGUUCUUCCCCCAUAGAUCUUAUGAGAGAACUGAUGACCGUAGAAGUGGCUACAGCUCGACCCAGUUACGUGUUCCUCCCAGUCAAGAGAGUACAUAUAGGGGACCAGCUCCAUCCAUCCCGAACUUUGUGAAGCCAGAUCCGAGAGAGUUUUCCCGACUGCGCAUCGCUUUGGAGAACAUUCUGCCAGCAGACGCUACAGAGAGAUUUAAAUACCAGAUUCUCAUCGAUCACCUGAAGUUGGAGGAAGCCCUGUUGAUUGCAGACUCCUAUUGCAACUCAUUAUACCCCUUCUCAGAUACUAUGGAGGCACUUAACCAACCGUGGACAGCCUCACCAGUUGGCCCUUCAGAGAAUAGCUGA